AUGGCGAAGCUCAACCAUGGUAGCAGGGACAAAACUGACAGCAUGGCAAACAUGAUGGUAGCAUUGAACAUAUUCUAUUCACCUAUUAUCUUCCAAGGCGCCAUGUUUGGGGUACUGCUCCUCACUAUAGGCAUCAGCCUUAGAGUCGUGGCCAUCCACCUCCAUGCACUAGAGCAACUUCUGAAGGAGUGCGGCAAGGACGCCAUCCACAGGUACCUCUACCAUAUCAGCGCAAAAUGCAGAAAGGAUCCUCUAUCCAUCAAGCAGAAGUCUGGGUGA
This is a messenger RNA of Miscanthus lutarioriparius, 279 nucleotides long. NCBI's taxonomy places the organism in Eukaryota, Viridiplantae, Streptophyta, Magnoliopsida, Poales, Poaceae. The record is from the annotation of a GenBank genome assembly.